UUUUAACAACAUACAGUCCACUUAUUUGGCAGUAGUGACCUGAGCCAAUUUGAGUUCCUGUGGGCAGCGGAGUAAAAAAUAAAUAAAACAAAAGCAACUUAUUUUAAAUUCAGCGCUGUUUUUAAGUUGCGUGAAAGCUUUUUGGUGGUUAUAUAUGUUCCUGGAAUGUGUUUUUAGUUUAAUCUGCCAGCCAGCAGCAGGACGGCUAGCUGGGGCUGUUUGUUGCUGAGGUGGCUAAGCUGCUCUGUGAGACUUGGACUGGCUAGCUGGGCUAACCUUCUGUUCCGAUAAAAACAAAAAUAAAGAAAUAAAACUUUUUUUCCCGGGAAUUUGCACUUCAAAAGACGAACAUGAGGAUCACGGUGGAUUUUGAGGAAUGUCUCCGAGACUCUCCGAGAUUCAGGGCCACCAUUGAGGAGGUGGAAGGAGAUGUGUGUGAGCUGGAGUCCAAAUUGGAUAAGUUGGUGAAGCUGUGCAUUGGAAUGAUCGAUGCUGGAAAAGCGUACGUCUCGGCCAACAAGCAGUUUGUGAACGGCAUCCAGGAAUUAGCCCAGCAGUCAGCUAAAGAUGAGGUCAUCGAGUCAAGUCUGACGAAGUUUGCUGAGAGCUUACAGGAGAUGAUCAACUAUCACACAAUUUUAUUUGACCAGGCACAGCGCUCAAUCAAAUCACAGCUUCAGAUGUUUGUGAAAGAAGAUCUGCGCAGGUUUAAGGAGUCGAAGAAGCAGUUUGAUAAAGUGAGUGAGGAGAAGGAGGCAGCACUGAUCAAGAAUGCUCAGGCUCCCAGAAAUAAACAACAUGAGGUGGAGGAAGCUAACAGCAUCCUCAGUGCUACACGCAAAUGUUUCCGCCAUAUUGUCCUGGAUUACGUUCUCCAGAUUAAUCUUCUGCAGUCCAAGAGACAAUCAGAAAUCCUCAAAUCGAUGUUAUCCUUCAUGUACGCCCACCUGACCUUCUUUCACCAAGGUUAUGAUUUGUUCAGUGAACUUCACCCACUAAUGAAGCACCUUGGGGGACAGUUGGAGCAUUUGAUGAUGGAUGCAGCGAAGGAUAAGAGGGACAUGGAAACAAAACACUCUACUAUUCAACAAAAGGAUUACUCGAAUGACGACACCAAACUGGAGUACAAUGUGGAUGCUGAGAACGGGAUUAUUAUGGAGGGUUAUCUGUUCAAGAGGGCUAGUAAUGCCUUCAAAACAUGGAACAGGCGCUGGUUCUCAAUUCAGAACAAUCAGUUAGUGUACCAGAAGAAGUUUAAGGAUAACCCCACUGUCGUGGUGGAGGAUCUGAGGUUGUGUACAGUUAAACACUGUGAGGACAUCGAACGCCGCUUCUGCUUUGAGGUGGUUUCACCCACAAAGAGCUGUAUGAUGCAGGCUGAUUCUGAAAAGCUGAAACAGGCGUGGAUCAGAGCCAUGCAGAACAGCAUUGCUACAGCCUUCAGAGACCGAUCGGACGACUCAGAGAAGUUGGACAGGAAGUCAUCGCCUUCCACAGGAAGUUUGGAGUCAGAUCCGAGAGAGAAGAGUCUGAAAGGAGAAGGCGCCUUCCAGAAGGUCAUGGCCAUUGCAGGAAACGGCACAUGCUGCGAUUGUGGCCAGCCAGAGCCCAAAUGGGCCAGCAUUAACCUGGGGAUCACGCUGUGCAUCCAAUGUUCAGGCAUUCACAGGAGCUUAGGAGUUCAUUUCUCCAAGGUGCGAUCUCUGACUCUGGAUACGUGGGAGCCAGAACUGCUGAAGUUAAUGUGUGAGCUUGGAAACCGUGUCAUCAAUCGGAUUUAUGAAGCUCGCAGGGAGGCACUUGGAGCACGGAAACCACAGCCAGGAGACUCCAGGCAGGACGUGGAGUUGUACAUCAGAGCCAAAUAUGUCGAUCGGCGGUUCAUCAGAAUGCCGUCAGACGAAGAACUGAAGCUGAAGAUCAUGGCGUUGAGUGUAGAGCAGAAACGACUCAGUGAUUCCUCCGAACCACAAACACGACACGUAACACAACACCCACCUAUGCAGAAAACACAGCCAGCGUCUGGAGCUCCAGGUCACUGUGAUGCUACACUCAGGGUUAAAAGUGCAGAGAGUGGCAUCACAAUCAAACCUGAAGGAAGCCCUGGGGUUGUAAACACCAGCCAGAAUCAUACAGAGGAGUCUCAGUCCCCCACAUACAGCAGUAAGGAGAUGCUGGUUUUCUCUGAGCCAAAGCAGUUCUGUCCCAGCUUGCAGCUGUACUGGGCCUCAUUCACACGCAGCCUCCCCGACAUGGCCGAGGCUCUGGCACACGGAGCAAAGGUCAACUUUAUUAACACUGAGGAAGAGAAGAGGUCGCCACUGAUCAUGGCUGUUCACGGAGGCUCUCUGGUCACGUGUGAGUUUCUGCUCCAGAAUUCAGCCAGUGUGAAUCAGUGUGACAGUCAGGGUAGAGGACCACUACACCACGCCACCAUCCUGGGGCACACUGGACAAGUGUGUUUAUUCCUGAAGCGUGGAGCCAAUCAGAAUGCAGCGGACAUCGAAGACAAAACGCCGCUGUCCAUUGCAGUGGAAGCAGCUAAUGCAGACAUUGUAACGCUGCUGCGAUUGGCCAAGAUGAACGAAGAGAUGCGAGAGUCAGAGGGACCAUACACGGGUCUCACAGGUGAUGAAACGUACCAGGACAUUUUCCAGGAUUUCUCUCAGAUGGCAUCAGAUGAUCCAGAUAAACUCCAUCGCUUCUGAUAGAUUUCUUUGCUCCUGUUUUGAUCAUGCAGUACGAUGUGUGGUUUGUUUUGUGUUUUUUUUUUUUUUUCCUCCCAGUUACAUCUGAAACAUUUUAAUGUUUUUAAAUUUCUCAAAAUACAGAAACAACUUUUACACCAAAGAUAAAUUGUUAGAGCAAAGCAAGCUGUAUACCAGAUAUAAUGACCAGUUCUGAGUCACCCAAGUGUUAAUAUUUACUGUAGGUCUACAUUAUUACUGCAUGAUCUCCAGUUUUAUUUUAGUCCAUAUUUGAACUCCCACAUAUUUCAUUUUCUCUUUUUGUCACAUUGUUGGAAGUUUGGGGUAAUUUUUGGGAGAAUCACUCAGCAUGUGUGGGCGUUAAUUUUGUAUGAAUUAUAGAAUGUAAUGUACUAUAUUAUUCAUGAUAAUGCUAUAGCCACAUAUUGGAUUAUAUUCCUCUUUUUGUUCUGUAGUGACAUUCUGUUUUGAGUGGUGUUGCACGCUUUUUUUUUUUUGAAGUCAUAUCACGAUGUUCAGUUUAGUUCAUCAUGGCCUGGUUUUAUUUUAAAUUAUUUAUCGUUGUUCUCACCAUACCAAUAAGUUCUGAGAGUUUCUUUUUUGCUUGUUUUGUUUAGAUUUUUUUUAAGUUGUUAAACUCUCAAAUGAUCAUCAUGAAGCUCUUUUAUUGUAGCGCUUUUAUGAUCUGUAAGAUAUAUAUGUACACAUCUGUAGGAUGCUAUUUCUACACAAAUAUGUCGGAUAUGAAUGUUUAUUGGUAUUCUUGUGACCGUUGGAACCUGGUGCUUUCUGCAGAGUCAAAUUUAAUUUUAAACAAUGUAAACUUCAACUCGAUAAUGUAACUCAGUUUUAUCAGAUAUUAUACCACAGCAAGGCGCAGGUGUUUCUGGAUGUUAAACAUUUUACAUUUAUGCUGAAGGAAUUCAUUAGCAACGUUCUGAAUAGGUUAAUUGUGGGCCUCAGUGCAGAGCUAUAGAAGUAAAGUUCAUGCAGUAAACGGGUGUAUAAUGUGGAUUUUAUGUGCAUACGUGAUGCAAAUCUGUCUGCUUUCCUCAGUUUUUUUUUUUCUUUGCUCAUGUCCACAUUUUCUUAUUUUUUCUAAGUUUUUUUUCUUUUAUACCAUCUCUUAAGCUAUUUGUCUUUCUUUUUUUCCAUUCUUGUUUUCUUCAUGUUCCUUGGUUUUACCUCCUCUGUUAUUCCUUCAUCACUAAGUGGUGGAGCCAUUACAUUUUUCAUCUGUGCGUCCAGCUGAGAUUCUUCUUCAGUCACCAUCUUCAAAAUGAGUAGUUUAAUGUUUGUAGGAUUUAUAUGCAGUUAUAUUUGUAAUCAGCAGGUGACCUGAUAAGAAUUUUUGAUACUGAUCCAUAGGCACAGCAAGGUCGAAUGUUUUUGAGGUAGUUUUCUUCAAUAGCUUCCUACUCCUUUAAAGUAUCUUUUAAAGAGAAUUCAGAUGUACAGUCAUAAAGACUAGAUUUGUUGGCUUGGGGCCAUCCUCAUUCUACUUGUUUCUCCAUCUCCCUCACUUCUUCCUUUUUUUCUGUCCCUCUUCUUUGUCUUGCUUACUUUUUUUUCUAUUUUAUUCCCUUUUUAUUUUGUCUCUUUGUCGCUCUCUCUCAAAUUUCUUCCUUCACCUGGAUUAGCUCAUUAGACUUAAACAGAAUUGUAUAAUGUGCAGUAUAGACAUGUUACAUGUGUUAAAUCUGCAUCACUUUUUUCGUUCUUUUUCAUGUAAAUUGUGUACAUGCAUUUGCUUUGUGCUUACAUAUGAAAUGGUGGUACUUUAAAUGAGUUGCUUGGUGCUUUUAAUGUUGUGAUUAGAUUCCUGCAGGGGGAGAGGGGUUCAUUUGUUGAAGAAGCUGUAUGAUUUCUAUGAUUUUUUUUUUUUUUUUAUAAAGCAUUUUAUUCUC
Messenger RNA from Neoarius graeffei (lesser salmon catfish), 4615 nucleotides. RefSeq names its product arf-GAP with coiled-coil, ANK repeat and PH domain-containing protein 2-like. The record is from RefSeq and is a predicted model, not a curated record. Gene Ontology annotation, molecular function: GTPase activator activity; protein binding. Lineage: Eukaryota; Metazoa; Chordata; Actinopteri; Siluriformes; Ariidae. Bases 351 to 2708 code for a protein of 785 amino acids. Gene Ontology annotation, cellular component: cytoplasm. The transcript is spliced from 23 exons.